UCAGUGCUCGAAACCCUAAUGCUGCCAUAUUCCGCCGGGCCCAGAUCGCCCUGAUACGGACAUUUCUCGCUUAACACUGUUUCCUCUCAUAUGGGAAGGGAAGCCUUUACGCCAUCAGCCGAAGGCCCGAAUGUCAUAAGAAUUUUGGAAGGAAAGCGAUUAAUACCCUUUCCCUUGCACCUUAACAUUUCUAUCAGCCCAUCCCUUUUCACUCACAUUCUCUAUCUCCUCUGUACAAUUUACACAAUUACUUCCGCCGUGCACCCUUCAUGUCAUCGUCAAGACGCAGAGCGCCGCUCAGCAUUGACUUCAUAAUAGUUGGAGCUGGUGUUGCCGGCCUGGCCAGCGCGUUUAGAUUAUCCCAGGCAGGACAUCGUGUUCGUGUUUUAGACAAAGCUCCAGGGCCAAACCGGCGUGCUGGUGGUACACAUCUCCCACCCAAUGCUACCAAAGUUUUGAUAGAUUGGGGAUUCAAGAACGAGCUACUGAAACACGGACUUAGCACACGUGCUAGCACGUUCAUUUCAAUCGACACUGGUAAAGUCAUUGGAUGCCUCGAAUGGAAGGAAGAUGUUCUUCAGGAGACAGGAGCGGACUAUAUGGUCAUACGUUAUAGUGACCUCUAUGACAUGCUAUAUCGUGCAGCGGUCAACGCAGGUGCCCGAAUAACAUGGAAUUCAACAGUCACCAAAGUACACGCAAAUCCGGCCCGGGUCGAGCUUCGAGAUGGCACCGUCCUCAAAGCAGACAUGGUUAUUGGGGCUGAUGGUCCACGAAGUACAGUCCGCGAAUCGAUCGUAGGGUGGUCAAGCGAAGAGGUGCCAGAAGGGCACAGUGCUUACGUUGCAAUUAUACCCCGGGAUGUCCUUCAAAAUGACCCCGAGCUCAGUGACCUGACGCGAUUUCAUGAAAAUAGACCUGACUACCCGAUAUGGACUGGAGACUCUAGACAUGUCAUAGCCUUUACGGUGGCAGGAGGGGCUGAAUUUGCAAUACAUGCAUUCUUGCCUGACAGCGAAGUUGAUGGGAUUGGUGAUCAAGAUGGCUGGGAUGUGAUCGUUCCUCGGGAAAAGCUCCCUUUUCAUUUUGAACCGAAACUGCAGCGCUUGUUAGAUAUACCUGCGACUUAUCAGAGGGUACGACUUUUCCAAAGAGAAUGCGCCGAAGAAUGGAUAGAUGAAUCGGGAAGGCUGCUCCUCAUAGGAGAAGCUGCACAUCCGUUAUAUCCUUGCGUUCUACAAAGUUGCAGUAUGCAAAUAGAGGACGCCGAAGUACUCGGCACCCUCUUCUCUCGAUUACGAGCCUGGGAUCAAUUAUCUCAUUUGGCUGAAGCGUUCCAGGAGCUGCGCGAACCACGUACACGCGCCAUAUAUUUAAAGGAGACGAAGGCUUUCGGUACGGUAUGGGUGGGCCCUGGGCCAGAACGGGAUGCGCGAGAUCAGGCACUUUAUAGCAUGAUGAUGGAAGGGCACAAGGGCUGGGACGAGACCAAAAUGCGCUGGCAGUGGGAUGAGAUUUGCGAGGUCUUCGGCUAUAAUGCGCGGGACGCAGCUGAAGACUGGUGGGUCAUGUGGGGUAUGCUGAGGGAAAGAAGCAUAACAAGGGAAGGAUUCUGUCCUUCCAGUUAUACUGUGCCCUUCUGUAUGGGUUCAACCGUCACGCAUUACGCAGAACCAGUAACUUUGCGUAACUGACAUCCUUUCUAGUUGCCACUUAUAGACAUCUUGUGUAGAAGAAAUGGAGAAAAAUUAUACCCACCCGCAGCUACGUACCAUUAUACGCAGUAUACCCCACAUUUCCUCGACGACCUCGAGCUAAACAUAACUUAUUCUAUUCUUUGCGAGGGGUCCAUCAGCGUUCUCGACUUCCGCACCCAACCAACGUGUACAUCGUGGGAUCUACCAUUGAGUCCAAAGUCCGAAUAGGAGGACUACGUC
Suillus bovinus is the source of this 1937-nucleotide messenger RNA. RefSeq lists its product as uncharacterized. Bases 270 to 1694 code for a protein of 474 amino acids. The record is from RefSeq and is a predicted model, not a curated record. NCBI's taxonomy places the organism in Eukaryota, Fungi, Basidiomycota, Agaricomycetes, Boletales, Suillaceae. Gene Ontology annotation, molecular function: FAD binding; monooxygenase activity. The transcript has 10 exons.